Molecule: messenger RNA, 4580 nt
Organism: Onychomys torridus (southern grasshopper mouse)
Lineage: Eukaryota; Metazoa; Chordata; Mammalia; Rodentia; Cricetidae
Gene: Ubash3b
Product: ubiquitin associated and SH3 domain containing B
Exons: 14
Coding region: 633-2549 (638 amino acids)
Biological process (GO): platelet aggregation; collagen-activated tyrosine kinase receptor signaling pathway; negative regulation of bone resorption
Cellular component (GO): cytoplasm
Molecular function (GO): protein tyrosine phosphatase activity; protein binding
Source: RefSeq, a predicted model, not a curated record
UUAUGGCUUAGCCUUCUGGUUCUCUUCAUCCAUUCGUGCAGUAGGUUUCCAUUACUGACCGCGCCAAUGAUCAAAUGAAACGUGAAAUGGGCUAUUCCGAAGCGCCAGGCCCAGAUGGGUCGAUAUGCAAGCCAAGGGCAGAGCUGGGGUUCUGUGAAUCCGAGCACACUGGCCUACUUCGUUGCUGGGGGACCUUCUGUCUAGAAGCAAUCCCUACUACGGUUGGAAUCCAGCCAGCAGGGCUUGAGCCCGCGCGGCCGCUUUAAGAGAGGGGCGGGGCCCGGCACAGGCGAGGCAGGGCCUGCCCACAAAGCUGCUUUUCCUUUUUGAUCCAUUCAAAAAUUACUCAUUGCAAAUUCCCGGACAGCUCGGGGAGGAGAAGCCGGGGGGGCGGAGGACAGAGAAGGCUGCAGCGGCGCAGUGUUGGGACUCCGGGGCACAGAGGGCUUAGGUCGGUCCCGCAGAAGCCGCCAGCCGGCGCCGAGCUCCCGGGGCCUCUCCAGGAAGCGCCAGUCUCCGCCCGGGGAGCUGGGAGCACCGCCCCCGCCGUCCUCCCGGGACCCCCAGCUCCGGCCUGCGGGCGAUGGGCGGCCGCUGAGCGGGCACUCGGCACCGCGACCCCAGCCCUCGGCAUGGCCGCGCGUGAGGACCUGUACAGCAAAGUCACCCCGCGCAGGGACCGCCUGCAGCGCCCGGGCACCGUCAAGCAUGGGUCGGCGCUAGACGUACUCCUGUCCAUGGGCUUCCCCCGCGCCCGUGCACAAAAAGCUCUGGCAUCCACAGGAGGAAGAAGCGUUCAAGCAGCAUGUGACUGGUUGUUCUCCCAUGUUGGUGACCCCUUCCUGGAUGACCCCCUGCCUCGGGAGUAUGUCCUCUACCUCCGCCCAACCGGCCCGUUAGCCCAGAAGCUGUCCGACUUCUGGCAGCAGUCCAAGCAGAUCUGUGGGAAGAACAAGGCCCACAACAUCUUCCCCCACAUCACCCUCUGCCAGUUCUUCAUGUGCGAGGACAGCAAGGUGGAUGCGCUGGGGGAAGCCCUGCAGACCACUGUCAGUCGCUGGAAAUGUAAGUUCUCAGCCCCACUGCCCCUGGAGCUAUACACUUCCUCCAACUUCAUUGGGCUCUUCGUCAAGGAAGACAGCGCAGAGGUCCUCAAGAAGUUCGCUGCGGACUUUGCAGCAGAGGCCGCGUCCAAAACAGAAGUGCACGUGGAACCUCAUAAGAAACAGCUGCAUGUGACCCUGGCGUACCAUUUCCAGGCCAGCCACCUACCCACUCUAGAGAAACUCGCCCAGAACAUCGAUGUCAAGCUAGGGUGUGACUGGGUGGCCACCAUAUUCUCUCGGGAUAUCCGAUUUGCUAACCAUGAGACGUUGCAGGUGAUCUACCCCUAUUCUCCUCAGAAUGAUGACGAGCUGGAGUUGGUCCCUGGGGACUUCAUCUUCAUGUCUCCCAUGGAACAGACCAGCACCAGUGAGGGCUGGAUUUACGGCACCUCGCUGACCACAGGCUGCUCUGGGCUACUUCCUGAGAACUACAUCGCCAAGGCUGAUGAGUGUAGCACCUGGAUCUUCCAUGGUUCAUACUCCAUCUUAAAUACGGUGUCAUCCAACUCGCGCACAUUUGGUGAUGGAGUAUUAGAGAGGCGGCAGUAUGAGGACCAAGGACUUGGGGAGACGGCGCCUCUCACUAUCAUCUGCCAGCCCAUGCAGCCCCUGCGAGUCAACAGCCAGCCUGGGCCCCAGAAGCGAUGCCUCUUUGUAUGUCGGCAUGGGGAGAGGAUGGAUGUUGUAUUCGGGAAGUACUGGCUAUCCCAGUGCUUUGAUGCCAAAGGCCGCUAUAUACGCACCAACCUGAACAUGCCUCAUAGCUUACCUCAGCGGAGCGGCGGUUUCCGGGACUACGAGAAAGAUGCUCCAAUCACUGUGUUUGGGUGUAUGCAGGCAAGGCUAGUGGGUGAAGCCUUGUUAGAAAGUAACACCGUCAUUGAUCACGUGUAUUGCUCUCCAUCCCUACGCUGUGUUCAGACUGCACAUAAUAUAUUGAAAGGUUUACAACAAGACAAUCACUUGAAGAUCCGGGUUGAGCCAGGCUUAUUUGAAUGGACAAAGUGGGUUGCUGGGAGCACAUUACCGGCAUGGAUUCCUCCAUCAGAGUUAGCUGCAGCCAACCUGAGUGUUGAUACAACCUACAGACCUCACAUUCCAGUCAGCAAGUUGGUGAUUUCCGAAUCCUAUGACACCUACAUCAGCAGAAGUUUCCAAGUGACGAAAGAGAUAAUAAGUGAAUGUAAAAGCAAAGGAAAUAACAUUCUGAUUGUGGCCCACGCGUCUUCCCUCGAAGCCUGUACCUGCCAACUCCAAGGCCUGUCCCCUCAGAAUUCCAAGGACUUCGUACAAAUGGUCCGGAAGAUCCCAUACCUAGGCUUUUGUUCCUGCGAAGAAUUGGGAGAGACUGGAAUAUGGCAGCUGACAGACCCACCCAUCCUUCCCCUCACCCAUGGACCCACAGGGGGCUUCAACUGGAGAGAGACCUUACUGCAAGAGUAAGCUGCCUGAGCGCUGGGAAGAACUGGCCUAUUGCAGAUGAGUUCUCAGGAUGUUCAGUAGCAGGGGAAAAGUCGGUGACCCUGAAUUCCACGUGGACAGCUCAGAAUCACUUAGCAUAUUUCUUUUCACGCUUAGGGGUCUUAAAGUGAGACUGUGUCAGUGAGACAAAGGCAUGAUUCAGAAGGAGAAAAAGAAAUCUGUCUUCUCUGGUCUUGCCUAGCUAACAUGGCUUUGGAGAAUUGUCUUCCUAAGCUGGGGCACCUGCUGCCGCAGAGACUACCAUCCUUCUUCAGGCUAUGCAUGGCUAAAGAGCCUCACUCUUCUCCCAGAGAGCUGCCCCCACCCUCCAGAGACAUGGCAAGGGGAAGGACUGUGUUUCGAAUCCAAAUGGGGAUGGGAGAGUCUUUUGUAAUCCAUUGGCAAGUUAGGCAAAGCCACACUGAGGAGUGCUUUGGUGGUUAUUAGAAACAGUAAUAUCCUCGGCUCCUACAGCAGAUCCCAUCCCCAACAGACACCAUUCACUAGUGUGCAAGGCACCUGCUUCAGGACUCCAACAUUCACCCUGGGACCACCACUUGACCUCCAGAGCAGCCUGGCCCUUCAUGCUUCUGUCUGUGAAAUGGGGAGAGAAGCACUUUUGCUCUCCAAAGCACUUUGAGGUACUUGGGGAAAUAAAGAAAAAUGGGUGACAUAUUGAAUGGGAGGUACGGCGACUUGCAGAAUAUUAGUCAAGUUGAAAUUACCCCUGUGAUAGCCCGAUGAGCUGUGAAAGCCCUAAGCCAGGCUGAAUCAAGCCAGGCUCUCUGACUGUGUUAAGCAGUUAAGGAGAUUGACAUCUGGAAGGAUGUAUGUUCGAUUCAUUAUUUGGAUCAGCAAAAAAAAACCCUUCUGUGCAAUAUGGAUAUUUUUAGAAGCUAUACUGAGGAUUGAGUUGUACACAUGCAGUCUGUGGCAACUGGAACAGGACAUCCAUAGGUAAACCAGUUCUAGGUGGUUUAAGGAGGUCAGGAGGCCGACUGGGACGAAGACAGUUACACAACACUGCUCCUUUUGCUGUUCUCUUUAUUUGCUUUUCUGUGAUAAUUUAAAAUAGACAGAAGGUGGGGCUGCUUGAAGGGAGUUGACAGUCACAGCCUGUCUGUGGACCCUCGUCACACCUGCUUCCUGUAGUUAGAGAGAGUGUGUGUAUUUAAAAAAAGAAUAGAUGACAAUCAAGACAAAACGUCACUUAUCAAUGUCUAUUUAAUUGUGUGAAUAGCCGUUAGGGCCCCAGACGUAGCCUGGUAUCAGAUAGUUCACUGUGUAGCGUGUAAGACACUUAGAGAAAUAUUUCACCAGUGUUCCAUUUUGGUAAAUAAGCUGUGAUUUUUGCUAGUACAGAAAGAACAUGGGCCCAGCUUCUGGCAUAAAUGGAACCCAAUGGUGUUUUAACCUUAAAGUAUCGUGGAGGAAAGACCCUGAGUAAAAGUCUCAAAGGAGGAGUCAUGUUGUGGCCACUGUCACUCAUUCCUCGGGCGUCUGUAGUGAAGCGAACCCACCAUUCACUCAGAUCCAAAAUGAUUCACCACUGCCUCUCCAGAUUUGGCAUUCCCAGUAAAUAUCAGAGUUCCUUGACUGUGACUGGGGGGAAAAACAGUUCCUCCUAGGCUUUCCCCUCCGCUUCUCUUGUUUUCUUAAUCUUCAGAGUCCAGGUAAAUGAAUCACUUUGAUUGGGCCAUGCUCCAUUGUCCUUAAUUCAAGAUAGACAGAGUCCUGGGCGGUUUUGACAGAGCCAAAGAGACAGGAUCUGAAGUAAGUUUCUGAAUAACUUAAGUGGAAAACCCUUGAGUACAGAAACAUUUAAUUACCUAAAUUGCUUAUCAAAAUGGCUGGGUGAGCUGUAGUCAAUUAACAUCUUAUUGCAUGCUGGCCUACUUUAAAAAAAUUAAACAUCGGUCAGGUCCAGCUGAGCAAUCCUUUGAAUCACAUUGAAUCUGUGUGUAGGGGCUGGGGAUUUAGCUCAGUGGUAGAGCACUUGCCUAGCACAGGGCA